This is a messenger RNA of Musa acuminata AAA Group (dessert banana), 963 nucleotides long. RefSeq names its product cytokinin dehydrogenase 5-like. Gene Ontology annotation, biological process: cytokinin metabolic process. The transcript is spliced from 2 exons. The record is from RefSeq and is a predicted model, not a curated record. NCBI's taxonomy places the organism in Eukaryota, Viridiplantae, Streptophyta, Magnoliopsida, Zingiberales, Musaceae. Gene Ontology annotation, molecular function: FAD binding; cytokinin dehydrogenase activity. Bases 1 to 963 code for a protein of 320 amino acids.
AUGGCCACUGAUAGGGGUAAAAGUGGCGAUGUGACACGCCAUGGCAGCAACCCCCUGAGCGACACACUGCCCGAGGCUCUCCAUACCCUGCAGCAGCUCGGCCUCCCACACAACCCCUGUGCAGCGACUUCUGGGGCUGUUCUCGGCUCCUCGGCCCCGAGCGCCUCGGUCCCACGCGCGCGGCUCGGCCCCGCGCGCCUCCGCCCGAGUCGGCCCCUCGGCCCCACGCGCGCAGCCAGCCCGCGCGUCCCGGCUCCUCGGCCCCCACGCGCGCGGCUCUGCCCCGCGCGCCUCCGCCCGCGUCGGCCCCUCGGUCCCACGUGCGCGGCCCGCUGGUUGCCGGUCUCCGCCAGGGGACACAGCCACUUGAUCAAGGGCCAGACGCUCUCGCCGGACGACGUCGUGGUCCAGAUGAGUCGCGGCCGGAUCGCGCCCCACCCGGAGCCGACGUGCUCGCCGUCCACGGGCGAGUACUAUGUCGACGCCUCGGGGGGUGAUCUCCAGGUCGAUGUGUUGAACUGGACGCUAGUCAACGGCGGCCUCGCGCCCAAGUCGUGGACCGACUACCUCUACUUGUCGGUCGGCAGCACUCUCUCCAACGCCGGCGUAAGCGGGCAAGCCUUUCACCACGGACCUCAGAUCAGCAAUGUCCACGAGCUCGAUAUGGUCACAGGCAAGGGUGAGCUGAUAACAUGCUCAGAAGAGCAGAACUCAGAGCUGUUCCAUGGAGUUCUCGGUGGUCUGGGACAGUUUGGGAUCAUCAUCAGAGCCCGGAUUGCACUGGAGACAGCUCCUCACGGGGUGAGAUGGAUUCGAGCACUGUACUCCGACUUCGCGGCCUUCACCAGGGACCAGGAGCUCCUCGUCUCGCUCCACAGCGCCCACCGGAGCGAAAGGUUCGACUACAUCGAAGGCUUCGUCAUCAUUGAUGUGAUAGAAGAUAAGAUUUUCCUAACUAUAUGA